CGGCCCCAUUGUGGGCACGCUCGCAGCCCAUUGGCUGCCGGCCGCGGCCGGGCCUCGCUCCCCGCCCGCUGACACAAAGCGGGUCCAAGAUGGCGGAGGCGGGCGCGGGGAGCCCGCACGGCGGGGACUCGGCGCCGCCGGGACCGCCCGAGGAGCAGGAGCUCAGCCGGCGCCUCCGCCGCCUCUACCCCGCCGUCAACCAGGACGAGACGCCGCUGCCGCGCUCCUGGAGCCCCAAGGACAAGUACAACUACAUCGGCCUCUCGCAGGGCAACCUGCGCGUCCACUACAAAGGUCACGGUAAAAAUCACAAAGAUGCUGCCUCGGUCAGGGCCACUCACCCCAUCCCUGCAGCCUGUGGCAUUUAUUACUUUGAAGUGAAGAUCGUCAGUAAAGGUAGAGAUGGGUACAUGGGAAUAGGACUUUCUGCUCAAGGAGUCAACAUGAACAGGCUUCCUGGAUGGGAUAAACAUUCUUAUGGGUACCAUGGUGAUGAUGGGCACUCCUUCUGUUCCUCGGGGACAGGGCAGCCCUACGGCCCCACGUUCACCACUGGAGAUGUCAUUGGCUGCUGUGUCAACCUUAUCAACAACACCUGCUUCUACACAAAAAAUGGCCACAGUUUAGGUAUAGCCUUUACAGACCUCCCUUCAAACCUCUACCCUACUGUGGGUCUCCAGACGCCAGGAGAGAUCGUGGAUGCCAACUUUGGGCAGCAGCCCUUUGUGUUUGACAUUGAGGACUACAUGAGGGAGUGGAGGGCGAAGAUCCAGAGCACCAUUAAGCGGUUUCCCAUAGGAGACAGGCUGGGAGAGUGGCAAGCCAUGCUGCAGAAUAUGGUUUCAUCAUAUUUGGUUCACCACGGCUACUGUUCAACAGCAACUGCCUUUGCCAGAGUCACAGACACCACAAUCCAAGAAGAACAGACCUCAAUAAAGAAUAGACAAAGAAUACAGAAGCUAGUAUUAGCAGGCAGAGUGGGAGAGGCUAUAGAAGCCACCCAGCAGCUCUAUCCUGGCCUCCUAGAACAUAACCCCAACCUGCUCUUCAUGUUAAAGUGCCGGCAGUUUGUGGAGAUGGUGAACGGCACCGACAGCGAAGUGCGGUGCUUCAGUGCCCGCAGCCCCAGAUCCCAGGACAGCUACCCCGGGUCCCCCAGCUUAAGUCCUAGACAUGGAUCAAGCAACUCACACGUUCACAGUACUGGAGCAGAUAGUCCAACCUGUAGCAAUGGAGUCAUGUCCACAAAAAGCAAACAGAGUCACAGUAAAUACCCAACACUGAGUUCAUCAUCUUCAUCUUCCUCCUCCUCUUCCCCUUCAUCUGUGAACUACUCUGAGUCCAAUUCUACAGAUUCUACCAAAUCUCAGCAGCACAGUAGUACGAGUAAUCAAGAAACCAGUGACAGCGAGAUGGAAAUGGAGGCUGAGCAUUACCCCAACGGAGUCCUGGAAAAUUCAUCCACCAGGAUAAUGAAUGGCACCUACAAACAUGAAGAGAUCCUGCAGACAGAUGAGUCCAGCAUGGAAGACAGCUGCCCCCAGAGGCAGCUCUGUGGAGGGAACCACGCUGCCACAGAGAGAAUGAUCCAGUUUGGACGGGAGCUGCAGAUCCUGAGCGAGCAGCUUUGCAGAGAGUAUGGGAAGAACACCAUGCACAAAAAGAUGCUUCAGGAUGCCUUUAGCUUGUUAGCUUACUCAGACCCUUGGAACUGCCCCGUUGGCCAACAGCUGGACCCAAUCCAGAGGGAACCUGUGUGUGCUGCUCUCAAUAGUGCUAUUUUGGAAUCUCAGAACCUGCCAAAGCAGCCCCCGCUGAUGCUCGCCCUGGGCCAGGCCUCAGAGUGUUUGCGGCUCAUGGCUCGUGUGGGCCUGGGCUCGUGCUCCUUUGCCAGAGUAGACGAUUAUUUGCACUGACACCCGAGCGGGACGGAGCUGCUGUCGUGGAGUGCUGCCCUUCACCCUCUGUUGCUGCCACUCUGCACCGCCACCUCGUUGGAUAGCCUGACCUCCCUGCCACCGACACCCCUGGAGCACACACACACUGCCUGUGCAAGGAUUGAGUGAGUCCCUCACUGUGUGGCUGUUCCUCCCCCAGGAAGACUGGCAGAUCUGACCCAUCUCCCUGCCUUUGCUGCGGCUCCAGCGGCACUCAGUAUUUCGCUGGUUAUUCUAAUGUAGCGCCUUCUGAUGUAGGGAUUUUUCUCUUUUGUUUUGAUUUGAGUUGUUUCUCAUGGUUCCACCGAUAUUUUAUCUGGAGAGUUUUGCUGAGCUGGUUUAUGCUGAUUUACUGAGGAAGCUCAUCAAGUUGGUGACAGCUUGUUCUUUUCUUCCCUUCUCCCUCCAUCGUGCACAUACAGCAUCAUCCGUGCUAGUAAUCCGAACUCUUCUCACAGUGGCAGUUCAGAGGAAUUUUUUUUUUAUUUUAUUUGAAUCAUGUUUAUUAAAAAGGUCUCUUCCACCUCCACAAAGUCACUGAUGUAUUUAUUGCCCACAGACUCGGUCCCAGCCACACACACCAUACAACCCCUCAGGAGGCCGGGUGAGGUAGGUCCUGUCACACACUAAUGAUGGUAAUUGGAGGAGCCUGGUCCUUCAUGGUGCCUCUCUUCACAGCCCAAGGCUCUCAAUCUUGGCUUUGUGAGUGGGAAGAGUAGAAGAUUGACAUUGCCUGCAUUGGUGGUCGUGCUGUAGAAGCAUCUCACAGCCCUGGGGAAGAGUUAAAUCCAGCUCUCUGGACAGCUGGAGGGACAGGACUGAUGAAUAUGAAGUCAUUUGCCACUGUAUGGGUAGAACUAGAUCAUGUGAGUUGGCCAGAAACAUCCGUGGGUGUUGCCCUGGUGGGCUGACAAUUUUAAUUAAAUAACAAAUCCUCCUUUUCGCCGUGGAGGAGGGCUCUGCCACGACAGUAUUUCCUGCCCUCUCCCACCCCUGUAACAGUGAUCUAAAUGAGCACUUCCAAAUUUUGGAAGUGUCUGGAGAAACUUGGGUUGAGCUGUGCUUGUCCUUGUAGGUGGAGCAAGCUGAGGUCAGGCUGCACUUUGGGGGUCAGUUCCAGCUCUGUCAGGCCUGAGCCAUUCAGAAAGGAGCAGCAAUAUUUCUUUAGGGAUUAUCAAGAUAAUUAUCAAAGUUUCAGGCUCAAAAGAAACCAACAAGGAUCUGUGGGUGAGUAACCUCUGAGUAAAAUGGACUAAUGUACCCAUGCUGUGUGCCAGGCCCAGGGACUUGAGUGCCACCAAGCAUUCAAACCACCUGUGAAUGUUUCUGAGCAUGUUCUGUUACCUGGCCUGGCAGCCUGGCAGCACUGUGUGCUUUGCAUCCUCUGCUGUACCCUUAGGAGAUGGCAGGUUCAGCCUGGCUGCAUGGUCCUCGAGGAGUUGGAAUUCUACACCAAAUUAAUUGUAGGUCAGUAACUGUGGGGAGGACCCAAGGGAACUCAAACCAAGCAUGAUUUUUACAGCUGUUCACAAAUUUAUUUUUUGGAAGGUCAAUGAAUGAUGAACAGGUUUUGUUGAGGUUUGUCUUUAAAAUGGAGGUUAGCCUGUGCCAGGGCUUCAAGCACUGAGGAAUUUUGUGUACCACUGAGAAGGAAAGUAGCAGCAGCCCAAAGCUUUAAGGAUUUUCUGAAUUUGCAGAAUGGAUUUGUAGCUGCCACAUGAUGUCUGAAAUCAAGGCAGAGUGGGGGGGCAGGUGCCAGGGCAGACUGUGGCAGUGGAUGUGCAAAUGGUGUUGGAGGUGGUUGGGAAUUUUAUCCCUGCCUUUUGGUGAAGGUGUGUGCAGUGUGUAGGGGCAGUGCUAGAGCCAUGGUGGUCUAAGAAAACAGGAGGUUUAGAGCUGGAGAAGAUGCUUUUAUCAGAUCACUGCUACAGCUGAAAAAGCAGAGGGAGCUCUACCACAGCCUUUCUUCCAGGGAGACAGAGACAGAGAUUUAACUUGCCAGUCUGGGUCUUCUCUUGCAGCUCAUGUGCCUGAAAAUCUGUUGAUUUUCAAUUCUGCUGUUGGAUCUUAGCCCAGCUUGCUGUCCUUGCCUUGCUGCAAGUGUAGAGAUAACUCCGUGGGCAGGUUUCCUUCCCAAAGCCUCUGCUCCCAGAUGUGCCAAGGCAGCAUGUGAACUCUGCCUGCUGGGAUUCUCCUACAGGUUUUACAUUCCUUAGGCUCAGGCUGACAGCACACUGCUGGGCUGAUUCUGGAUACUGAGGUUGAAAUUCUCCGGGAAUACUCCUUGCUUUGCCUUCCCCAUUUGGCAGCAUAUUCUGCUGUUGGUCAGCACUUUGCAGCAAUUUGGCUGCAGUCAGACCUCUCUCUCAUCUUUGGAGCAACACCAUCUUUAUCUCUUUCUGAGGUUUUUUUUUUUUUUGUGUUCCUUCUCUUUGUGGUUUCUUUAAGCAAAGUCUCUUCAUCAUGUGUCAUAUUAAUGCUCCAUUUGGUCUCUCAGCAAAGCUUUGCUAACUGUCCUGGAGCACCUUUUUUUUUAUUUUGGUUUCGCUACCAAAAAAAAAAAAAAAGAGAUGUUCCUAGAUACCUGGUUAUUUUGGUGCCAAGAAACGUGUGACGGAAGUUAUUUUUGUUUUUUAGAUUUACUUCAAGUGUUCUUGUGGUUUCACCAGUGGUUUCUGCUUCUUGUACUCAGAUGCUGACUAAUGUGGCCAUAACUCAGUAUGGGGAAGAGAAGCAUGUUUGUGGUGUGUGGUGGGAUGUACCAACCUACCCCUGAUUCCUAGAUGGCAUUUCUGAUGUGGUUUUCUCAGGUUGUAUUUCAAAGCUUCUUGCCUUUUUAUCUCCCUGGCUGCCCUUUGAUUGUUCACGUUAGCUGAAACGUGGAUUAUUGCAGUAGUUUCUUCAAACAGAGCUAAAGUGAAAUGGGGUCUAUAACUGAAUGUGGCUUAUACCUAACCAGAGGCUACAUGGCAAUUCAGAAGUUACUUUUAUAAAAAUGAUUUGGGUUUUGUUAUUCCAAGUGCCUCAAGCAACCUGGUCACUACUCCCAAGAGUCCUGUCAGUAAAACCAUGUAAAUGACAGUGGAGCCUGUAGGAGGAACUGCUGGUUUCCCAUUUCUGGUGAGGGGACAAGGACUCAGCUACAGCCCUGUAGUGCUGAUGGCACUGGAUGUAGGACUUCCAUCAUGUGUGGUUGGCUCAGGUCGCUCUCUGCUGGGAUGGCUUCAGAUGCUGGGAGAAGGUUUUGCAUGCAGAGCUCAGCUGGACCCUGCACAAGCAGCAUUUCUCAGCCCCAGGAGAGACUCUCCAGCUGCAUGUCCUCCCCAGGACCUGGGAAAUGCCACUGCUGGGGCAACUGAACCUUUUCCAGCUCUGCUGUGGCUGCUGCACACUCAGAGGGUCUCAGCUGUCCCCUGAUCAGUGUAGAGGCACCACCAAAGAGCUGUGGUCUAGAGGGCAGCAAACACCCUCCAGCUCUGUGCUCUGGACACCCCACCCACCUUUCUGACAUUUGGCACUGCAGUAAAGGCCUUGCAGAAGGAAAACAUUUCACAGGCGCCUGGUGGAACCUGAUUUCAGGUCUGCACAUCCUGGCCUUUGAGUCCAAUACCCUGCCUGUUAAGUGGCCUUUAGAGAGGAGCAUUUUGGGAACUGCAGACCUGGAGCCUUGGUUAAAGUGUCCUUUGGGGGUUCUGUGGAGAGAGUUUCAUGGAGCUGAAUUACAUCACCAGGCCUCUCUCCCCAUGGACAAGGGUUCAUGCUGCCCCCACAAGCUAAGAGUGAGAGCAUCAAGAAUACACUGGGACAACUUUGGAGUGAGAUGCACUGGAGUAGCUGGGAUAAGUGUUUCUUGGAGGAGUAUCCAUCUCAUACACCUGGUACUCCAGCCUGUGUCCAUCUUAGUGGCUCUGCUGGGUGGAUUCCAGUUUGUGGAUAUCUCUCCUUUACCAGGGGAGCCAAAUCUUGUCCCUCUUGGAACCGUCUUGUUCCAGAUGAUUACUCUUGCUGCUCCAUGAGCCUACCCUAGCAAGUAUUUAACCAAAGCUAUUUCAAAACAGGGUUGAGAGGGCUCUUAGUCAAGCUGUCCUGGGAGCAAGACUAUUUCCUGUGCAUCCUCCAGUGUGUUCCUAGAGCUAGCUGGUUUUGGGAAAACUUCUUACUGCUAUCAGCAAUCCUUUCUUGCUUCUCUGUCUCCCACAAUCCCAGUAUUCUCCCAGCUGCAUGACCGCAAUGGUAAUCUGCAGUGCUGGGUGCUGUGGGAGCUGCUCCAAGACCAGGGCCAGCUCUGUGGCUCGUAUCUGUGCCAAGUAUAGAUAUGACAACUCCAGCUGCCCUUCCUGCCUCAUUCUUCCCUGCUGUCAUAAAGGGGCAGCUCCAUAAAGGGGCAGCUCCACAUGUGACAUUUCUUUGUGGCCACCAUGCAGCAUCCUGUCAGCCAGCAGCUGGGCUGGCUGCACCACUUCUGCUGUUCUUUUGGAGUCUUUAGGAGCUCUUGUGUGUGGCCAGCAGAACAGAGACGGACUCCCAGUGAAGCACUGGACAGUACACAGCGUCCAGCCCUUUAGGGGAGAUUGUCCAGUGGAUGCUCUUCCUCAGCCCCAUGUGAACCAAAGUUGCAGCUUGUUGCCUUGGGAUGUGUCAAAGGUGUGUGGUGAAAGAUGGGUGCUACAGCCUGUUUCUAUUUCCAGCAUCUUGGUGGUCCUUGCUGUGCUUCUGCCCACUGGAUUUGGACACUGGGAGGUGGAGCUGUGGCUGACAUGGAGAGUGGGCCACUCUGGGAGUAUCAUUCCUCAUGGUGUCCUACACCUGGGAUCUUCCCAGAUCCUUCCUUCUCAUUUUUCACAGUGACAUCUCAAUCUCUCCUUAAUCCUUGUUUUUCAUGUUUUAUUAAGGUAUUUUUAUCAUUCUCUAAAGAGCUUUGUUCUUGAGGCUGCCUUGAAAAACUGGAGCAACCAGAGCUGCUGGAACUAGUUCUGGGGAUUGAAUGUAUAAUUUUCCACCUUGGGUAUGAGGAAUGAUGAACCAUCUCCUCCUUCAGCAGAGCAAGCCAGGCUGGAUUGCAGCUGUGCUUUGGUACCUGUCUGUGCUAAUACAUAGCACAUGUUGCCUAGACACACAUUUCAGAGUUCUGCUGUUGUGGGAUUGAUAAACAAGGUGACGUUUGGCAGCCAGGCUGUAGAGCAGUGUGUAAGUGCCGUGAAGCUGUGUGGUGCACCACAUGGGAUCAGGAAUUUCUUCCCAUAAAGAAGCAGCGCAGACUUGAACUGUGCUGUGGCAGCAGGUGGAAAGAGAGGUCUCUGAUGCUCCAGUCCUGGGUGCACUGAGGCCCCAUAGAGCUGGUCACAGCCUGGGAGAAGGAACAAGGGCCCCUGGUCCACCCAGGAGUCCUCUUUGGAGAAGGAGCACCUUCCUUCCAGCCCUGCUGGUAUGAGAGCAGCCUCAGUACUGGGGCAGGGAGAGAGCAGGUCUCUUGUAGAGAGCAAAUGAUGGGUCUCCAGCUGCACUAAGGUGUUUCUACAGAAGGACUUGGUGUGGACAUGCCAGGGGACAUGCUGGGAGCUGCUGGACCCUUCUGCCCCAGAGGGAUGAGUGACGGAGGGAACUGCAGUCGAGCAGUUCUUGGUCAGAGCCAGAGCUGGCUGUGAGCCUUGUCCCAUCUGUUGUGUAAGGGCAGAGCUGGAGGAAAUGUUGCUGGGCCUGUGUGAGAGGGGCUACAGCAGAUUUGGGAGGAAAAGGGAGGAGUUGAGAGCCUGGAGGCUUCUUCCAUAGACAGCACUAGCUGCUCUCUACCAUCCUUCCCUGCAACAAGAGGUGACAGUGAUGGAUGAGUGUACCUGGCAUGUCUGGCCCUCUCUCCACAUCCCAAACCAGAGCUCAGAGCCUGCAGCUUGAGCUGGACCAGUGCCUGGCAAGCCAGAGCAUCAUCCAGGCUUGAGGAGCACGUGUCCUGCCAGCUGUUUUAUUUCCAGGAGGGAAGCUUAAAUCUCUCCUGCUCACAGGAAACUCCCAUGUGGAAUUUGUACCCAUGUCACCACUGAAGCAUUCCUGGAGGCCAUGCAACCUUCUGCUCCUUGCUGAAAGUCCCAUGGCCAGGCAGACACCUUUUCUCUGGUCACUCCACUUGGGCCCAGGCUUGUGCUCGGAUGUUUUUGCUCUGGGGGACUUUAGGUGCAUCUUUCCUCUAGAAGGGAGCACAGUGGGAUUUUUUUCAUGCUGGGCUUCUCACAGGCUUAGACUUACAGAAAGGAGAAGCAGCAGCAGCACUGGGGAUAAUCCAGAUUUUAAAGGAAGUUUGAAAACCACAAGUAUGGUGACUUCCAGACCAAGGACUGCACUGGCGCUGGAUUGAGAUCAUGUCCAUCGGUCCCCCCUGUGCAGCCAGGGAGGCAGGAGGAGGCUGUGGCCCCUGAAGCUCUUGCACUCAGCAGUGCAAGGACCUGCCCAGCACACAGUGAACUCUUCUUUCCUGCUGGUUGCUCAAAACUCAGGUAUGAAAUGCUCAGCUGGAGCUCGGGGUGCGAGGUCUCUGCAGGUUUCCUGGCAGCCCUGGAGGAGCAGCCACUGCUGGGCAGAGCUCCCUGUGCCACUCCAGGCUUCUCAUCGCCUUCAGAAGGGAGUUUCACCUCUUUGGUACAACAUUGGCUACGUGGACAUUACACAAACUGUGCACAUUGGUUCAGUCUACGCUUAGUAUUUGUGAAUUAAGUUAUCUGAUGCUUCGCAUGAAAACUUCAAAGAAGGGGCUGGGGAGGGGUGGAUUUUAACUAAGAAAAAGCCUAUGAAAAUAUACUGGAAAUAUGGUAAAGAAAUCGACAUUCUCCUGUAUAUUGACAGAAUUAUUUUUAUUAAAAUACACAUCCAUGUGCAAGA
Cinclus cinclus is the source of this 8807-nucleotide messenger RNA. It is a transcript of the gene RANBP10, whose product is annotated as RAN binding protein 10. Bases 90 to 1916 code for a protein of 608 amino acids. Gene Ontology annotation, biological process: cell surface receptor signaling pathway; cytoskeleton organization. The transcript is spliced from 14 exons. Gene Ontology annotation, cellular component: cytoplasm. The record is from RefSeq and is a predicted model, not a curated record. NCBI's taxonomy places the organism in Eukaryota, Metazoa, Chordata, Aves, Passeriformes, Cinclidae. Gene Ontology annotation, molecular function: protein binding.